CAUUAACCGAUAUCAGAUAUUCUAUCUUAAACUCAGCAAUUAAACCACACAAAACCUCACACUGAUGUUUAUCGCUGCACAGACAGCUUCUGUUCCGUCCUGAUACAAAUAUCCUCCAUUCCAUCUCAACUCGUCGGCUAAACCUGCCCGGCUCAGUUACAUGCCCACAGCUGGUAAAAAUGCAACUGACCUCUCAAACGACAACACAUCUAUCAUGAACCCGGCAGAUCGAGACCGAGACCGAGACGAUAGCACUCGAAAGAAGAGAUCUUUGUCCGAUUUCCAAGACGAUAAAGUUGACUAUCCUCGGCGUCGCGCUAUCAUUGCUUGCGAAGUUUGUCGGGCACGAAAAUCAAAAUGUGAUGGUGCACAGCCAAAAUGUCGAUUGUGUUCAGAAUUGAAUGCCGACUGUGUUUACAGAGAACGGGGGUUAAAACUCGACGCUCGCGACAAACUCAUCAUUGAGAAACUUGAACGCAUUGAAAGUCUACUUGAAUCAUCUGCCGCAGAAAAGGACCUACGACAACAAUCCACCAGCAGCCAACAAUCCUUCCCCGAAAUCUCCAAUUUCCAACAAAACUUACCACAGAAUUACAAUCUCACGGUCGCAAAACCGCCCUCACCCUCAACGACUUUCCAGGCAGGCUCUCCAGCGGUGUCGAGCUCGAGUAGAGACCGGACUAGUGGAAGUAUUGGAGAUUAUGUUUUUUCGAUUCCAGAGCACCAUUCAACGCCCUGGCUCCAUCUAUUUCAAAAUCGCCAGGUCGCGCGGCUUCUUACGCAGAGUCCGCCUAUGAGUUAUUCACCGCUACGGCUCGAAUCUACGCGCAGUCCACUUCAGCUGGAUCUCAAUGUCUUGCUCGACCUGUCCCAUAUUCAACCUCUGGUGUCCUCUUAUUUCAAAGUUGUCAACCCUUUUUACGCCAUUGUGUCCCCCUUUGGAUGGCAAUCAUACUACAGAAUCGCCUUAUCAAACGGCUUUCGCCAAGGCCCUGAGAGUGUCAUAGUUCUCCUCGUGCUGGCAUUAGGUCAAGCAAGUCUCUCCGACUCGCUGACAACACUACCCAAAGACGCACCCAUUCCUGGAAUCAACUUCUUCGCUACAGCAUGGCCGCUCAUCACAAACUGCUUGCUAGGAAACACAAUUGUCGACGCACAGGCAUUGAUGCUCACGAGCGCGUACUUGUUCUACUUGGUGCGUCCGUUGGACGCGUGGAAUAUGAUUUCUGCAAUCUGUACAAAAGUGCGCGCGGUGCUGAGCAUCUCGCCGCCAGAUGAUUUGUUACAUGAUGAUCGAGAGUUGUUUGAGAGACUAUUUUGGAAUGCUCUAGUUUUGGAAAGUGACUUACUAGCAGAGCUGGAUCUCCCGCACUCGGGCAUAGAGCUCCAUGAAGACGAAGUCGGCCUCCCCUCAGGUUUCCGCGCAGUUGACAACAUCGCCCCGGGAACCGAUGAUCUCUGGUACUUUCUUGCCGAGAUCUCCCUCCGCAGACUGCUGAAUCGAGUGCAUCACAUGCUGUACUCCAACAUUAAGCCUAAAGUGCCCAUUUCUUCGUACCACCCAAUCGUGCAAGAACUGGAUUUUCAGCUGACGCAGUGGUACGAGAAUCUGCCGGUGAUCCUAAAGUUCACGUUUGAACGCGAACGGAUAGAAAACCAAUUUGCGACGGUACUGCGGUUGCGCUAUUUUGCGUGUCAGAGCAUUAUUUGGAGAGUAUACGUGGAAGUAUGUUUGGAAAACGAGGAGCUACUUAAGGAUAGUCGGAUGCGAACCGGAGCGUCAAAGUGCAUAGAAGCAUGUCUGCGACAAGUUGAGGAUCUAGACGAGCACAUCGCAGGCCACAUCCCUUAUCUCUGGCAAGGAUCACUCUCCAUCGCCGGUCACAUUGUCACCCUGAUGGCUGUAACCGUUUCACCAGGUCUAGCGGCUUUACUACCGCACUCGAUGACGCGCAUGGCAGAGAUCAUAGUCGUGGGCGUCCGCACGAUUGUCAGGAAUGGAGCGCUGGCACCGUCAAUUAAGGCAGCGGCGGACUCUUUGUGUAAUGCGGAGGUGCAGUGGACGAAGAGGAUGAUGGAGAUUGGCAUUGAUGCCGAAAAGAUUAGAGAGACGCUGGUAGAGAAGCCACCACCUCAAGAGUGAAAGCAAAUUGUACAGUAUUUAUGAGUUGAAGUGUAUUUACGGAUGAUCAGGA
Molecule: messenger RNA, 2195 nt
Organism: Myxozyma melibiosi
Lineage: Eukaryota; Fungi; Ascomycota; Lipomycetes; Lipomycetales; Lipomycetaceae
Exons: 4
Coding region: 161-2143 (660 amino acids)
Biological process (GO): regulation of DNA-templated transcription
Molecular function (GO): DNA-binding transcription factor activity, RNA polymerase II-specific; zinc ion binding
Source: RefSeq, a predicted model, not a curated record